Stomoxys calcitrans (stable fly) is the source of this 363-nucleotide messenger RNA. Its product is annotated as larval cuticle protein 2-like. Gene Ontology annotation, molecular function: structural constituent of chitin-based larval cuticle. The transcript has 2 exons. Gene Ontology annotation, cellular component: chitin-based extracellular matrix. NCBI's taxonomy places the organism in Eukaryota, Metazoa, Arthropoda, Insecta, Diptera, Muscidae. The coding region runs from base 1 to 363 and encodes 120 amino acids. The record is from RefSeq and is a predicted model, not a curated record.
AUGUUCAAAUUUGUUGCUUUCCUAGCCUGUGUGGCUUAUGUGGCUGCUGCUGCUGCUGGCGGUGAUGAUGUUCACGCUGAAGUCAAGGAUUUCAAAUCUGAUGUCCGUCCCGAUGGUUUCGAUUAUCUCUUGGAUACCUCCAAUACCAUUCAUCAACAAGCCUCCGGUGAUGAUCAUGGCAAUAUUCAUGGCAGCUAUGAAUAUGACUCUCCCGAAGGUGAACACAUCAAGGUGAGCUAUGUGGCCGAUGAAAAUGGUUAUCAACCCGAUAGUGCCUUGUUGCCCACUCCCCCACCAGUGCCAGAAGCCAUUCUUAAGGCCAUUGAAUACAUUAAGGCUCAUCCACCAAAGGAAGAACAUUAG